AUGGUUUCAGCAAAAGGAAAACCCACCGAUCCGAAGUUGAAGGACAAGCCGCCACGCACAGAAGUGAAGAACCAACCCAACAAGGAUGGCAGUGGUAAAGGCAAGAUGGCCGCCUGGAAGGCCGCAAAGAUAGGCAAAGAAUACGAAGCGCGCGGCGGCGACUACACCAACGAACCCGGCAGCAAAGACAAGCCUCAAAAGGGCCCCCCAGUCAAGAAAUCGCCCUCUGAGAAGAAAUCAGAGACAACAAAGGUUAGUAGUAAUCACAAUCUCCAGCAGCCAUCGAAUCCAUCUCUACAUCUAAACACAACCUCGGACUCGGAUUCGAACAUCGCUCUCCCUCUACCCAAGCCGGCCCGCAAGCGCACGAAAACCCUCGUGCUGCGGCUGAAGAGGCCCGAGGCAACUAGCACGCGCCAGAUCACUAGAUUGUGCGAUGUUCCUUCGGGAGAACGAGGUUCGGUUCCGGGGACGGCGUAUGUGCCGAUGGAAAGAUCACCGUUGCGCAAAGUGAGGAAUCGGUCUGAUAGCAGUACGCAGCAGGAAUCCGGACCUGGAUCUGGAUCCGAGGAGAAGAAGAAGAAGGCUCCUUCGCGGGGACGGCCCAGUGGUGUCGCGAAGAAAGGGAAUAAGAAGGAGGUGAAAGAGCCGAAGAAGGGAGAGAGGAGUAGUGCUAGGCAGGCGGGGAAGAAGGCUGAGAAUGUGAAGGCGAAUAGGGGAAAGAAGAGGAAGAAUGAGACUGAUGAUGAUGAUGAUAAUGCGAAGAAGUUGAAGAGGGAUAAUUGA
Lachnellula hyalina is the source of this 786-nucleotide messenger RNA. RefSeq lists its product as uncharacterized. Bases 1 to 786 code for a protein of 261 amino acids. The transcript has 3 exons. NCBI's taxonomy places the organism in Eukaryota, Fungi, Ascomycota, Leotiomycetes, Helotiales, Lachnaceae. The record is from RefSeq and is a predicted model, not a curated record.